Messenger RNA from Pseudogymnoascus verrucosus, 828 nucleotides. RefSeq lists its product as uncharacterized. The transcript has 3 exons. Bases 1 to 828 code for a protein of 275 amino acids. The record is from RefSeq and is a predicted model, not a curated record. NCBI's taxonomy places the organism in Eukaryota, Fungi, Ascomycota, Leotiomycetes, Thelebolales, Thelebolaceae.
AUGAAACUCUCCGGCCAUCUUGUCAGCGCGUCUAUAGUGAGCCUUGCGGCGGCCGCAAUCGGUAACCUUCCAACUGCCUGCAAGAGUAGCAACCUAUCCUUCGACAGCUCAAAUGCAGAUACUCUCGCCGGUUGUGCAGGACUUGCUUACAGUUGCGAUGGCGAAGUCGUACAAGUCAAUAGCACGAAUGAAGCUAUUACGGCCAAUUGCACACCCCACCCGUACAAGAUCUUCAUCGAUGGGACCAUCAAAGGGCCGUUGGCAAUUCCUGGGAUGGCCGAAGCGUCUAGUAUCACCGUCAAUGGCAGCAUCGUACUCAAUUCACCAGCCUACCUCGGUGCCGUAUACUCCAGCAAUAUUACCAGCCUCGACCUACCAGGCCUCGAGAAUGUCGCAUCGAGCUUCAUAAUCUCCCAUGUAUCUUCACUCACAAGUUUGAACGUCCCAAAGCUCAAGAACGUCACCGAGAGCCUGGUAUUUGAUCUAUCAGAUGGACCAGCCAUCAAGCUUUCCUUCCCGAGCUUGUCCUAUGCCCGUAACAUAAGUCUGACUGGCAAUAUUGAUGCUAUUGAGUUCCCGGCUUUGAAUGAGGCGUUGAGUCUUGACAUCUACACAACGGGAAAGCUCGAUUGUGCAGCAUUUAUGAAGAAGGUCGACGCCGUGGUCCAUACUGGAGGCCAAGGUAGAACUUGUACGUCGCGGAUCAGUAAAGGCACCACCACCUCCAGCUCCCCUGCGCCUACGGACACGGGGGACAGCGUUAGAAUCGGGGUUCGCGGUGGGUUGUUGGCGUUGGCAGUCCUCUUGGCGUCUGUGUUGGCGUUAUAA